Molecule: messenger RNA, 435 nt
Organism: Asparagus officinalis (garden asparagus)
Lineage: Eukaryota; Viridiplantae; Streptophyta; Magnoliopsida; Asparagales; Asparagaceae
Exons: 1
Coding region: 1-435 (144 amino acids)
Molecular function (GO): zinc ion binding
Source: RefSeq, a predicted model, not a curated record
AUGGAGUGCAUGCAUGAAAGGAGGCUAGUGGGUCAGAAAUGGUCUGGAUACUUAUGCCCGGAAGUGGAGAUGGUGUUGUGUGAUAAUAUUCAGCAUGGUAGCUACUUGGCGAUUAAAUAUUCGACGGAAGAUAUUGUGGAGGUCGAGUCCAAUAAAACUUGCCGUGUAGAUUUGAAGAAUCGGGCAUGUUCUUACAGGUCUUGGGACAUCACCCGCAUUCCUUGCAAACAUGCGUACGCUGCAAUUACAUGGAUGGGACAAGAAAUUUAUCAAUAUUAUGAUUGCUAUAUGACUAUUGACACAUUCAGAGCAAGUUAUGCACCGAUCAUCUUUCUCAUCCCGGAUUACGGGAAGCACUUUGUACCACCAGAAGAGCAAGUGUUAAAGCCUUCUCCCACCAAAAAAGACGUGACAGACCAUGCACUAGAUGAAUAA